AGCCGAGCGCAGGCGUGGCCGGAGGAGCGCGGGGACCGGGAGCACGGGCUCUACAGCCUGCACCGCAUGUUCGACAUCGUGGGCACGCACCUCACGCACCGCGACGUGCGGGUCCUCUCCUUCCUCUUCGUGGACGUGAUCGACGACUACGAGCGGGGCAUGAUCCGCAGCGGGCGGGAUUUCCUGCUGGCGCUGGAGCGCCAGGGCCGCUGCGACGAGACCAACUUCCGCCAGGUCCUGCAGCUCCUGCGCAUCAUCACGCGCCACGACCUGCUCCCCUACGUCACCCUCAAGCGCCGGCGCGCCGUGUGCCCGGACCUGGUGGACAAGUACCUGGAGGAGACGUCCAUUCGCUACGUGACGCCGCGAGCGCACAGCGACGUGGAGCACGGCCUCGGCCACCCCCAGAAAUCAG
Nestor notabilis (Kea) is the source of this 415-nucleotide messenger RNA. Its product is annotated as death effector domain-containing protein-like. The annotation marks the transcript as partial. The record is from RefSeq and is a predicted model, not a curated record. Gene Ontology annotation, cellular component: nucleolus. The transcript has 2 exons. Lineage: Eukaryota; Metazoa; Chordata; Aves; Psittaciformes; Psittacidae. Gene Ontology annotation, biological process: extrinsic apoptotic signaling pathway via death domain receptors; apoptotic process; regulation of apoptotic process. Gene Ontology annotation, molecular function: DNA binding; protein binding.